Messenger RNA from Lepisosteus oculatus (spotted gar), 6120 nucleotides. Its product is annotated as ADP-ribosylation factor guanine nucleotide-exchange factor 2 (brefeldin A-inhibited). Gene Ontology annotation, biological process: regulation of ARF protein signal transduction. NCBI's taxonomy places the organism in Eukaryota, Metazoa, Chordata, Actinopteri, Semionotiformes, Lepisosteidae. Gene Ontology annotation, molecular function: guanyl-nucleotide exchange factor activity. The record is from RefSeq and is a predicted model, not a curated record.
AGUCACGUGACGAGAUGUUGCCAACAUGGCGGCGCAGUGCUGAGGUAGCAGCUCCGUACACCUUCACUCUCCUUGUGGAGUUUUAAUUCAUGCCGUUUAACCGUCUCGGAGCGUGGGAUUCCGUUGGCAAUGGCGAUCUGAAGCACGGAAAGCAAUGCAACAGAAGGAGGAAAGCAGCAAAACCAAGAGCAUGUUUUUGUCCCGGGCUUUAGAGAAAAUCCUCUCCGAUAAGGAGGUGAAGCGAGCUCAGCACAGUCAGCUAAGGAAAGCCUGUCAGGUAGCACUAGAUGAAAUCAAAGCAGAACUGGAAAAACAAAGGGAUGGCAGUGUGGUUCCACCUAAAGCUAACUACAUCGAAGCAGAUAAGUAUGUGCUGCCAUUCGAGCUGGCCUGCCAAUCGAAAUCCCCACGUGUGGUCAGCACCUCCCUGGACUGCUUGCAGAAGCUGAUUGCUUAUGGCCACAUAACAGGCAAUGCUCCUGACAGUGGGGCGCCAGGCAAACGCCUCAUAGACCGGAUUGUGGAAACUGUCUGUAACUGCUUCCAGGGGCCGCAGACAGAUGAAGGGGUCCAGUUACAGAUAAUUAAGGCCCUUCUCACCACGGUGACGUCUCCCCACAUCGAGAUCCACGAAGGGACCAUUUUGAUGACCGUGCGGACGUGCUACAACAUCUACCUGGCCAGUAAGAACCUCAUCAACCAGACCACAGCCAAGGCCACGCUGACCCAGAUGCUCAACGUCAUCUUCGCCCGGAUGGAGAGCCAGGCAACCCUGGAAACCCGUGAGCUGGAGAAGGCGAGACACUGGCAGCACCAAGCACGGCAGUCGCCCGUCCCUGCGGCUCCCGCUGGCUCUCCCAGGCUCGACGCCCCUGUGCACCCGGAGCACCGGCAGCCUCCCGAGCCGCAGAGCGAGCCCGCGCCCGACGCCCAGCUGCCCGCAGGGGGAUCCUCGGAGCAUCUCAACGGAGAGCCGGUAGAAGGCAGCCCGGGGACUGGCGAGGCCCAGGACCGGACCUCUGAUCCGUCCCAAGAAAAUGCUGAGGUUCCUAAGACAGAACCACAUGCUUCCGCAGAGCCUGCAGGGGAGGUACAGGAAUCUGAUCCAGUGCCUGGAAAAGAUGCCGAAGAGCCAUUGGGUGACAGUGAGCAGCAGGUCUCAGAAAGCAAGGACCUCAGGCCUCCUUCCGACAGAACAGAAACUGCACAAACUAAUGGCAUUGUCGACGACCGGGCGUCAGUCUCCUCUACUGACAUUUUGGACACGGAUGCAGCGCACGGCCCUCCUACAGCCAGAUUCUCCCACAUCCUGCAGAAAGAUGCCUUCCUCGUCUUCCGAUCUCUCUGCAAGCUCUCCAUGAAGCCGCUGGCUGACGGACCCCCAGACCCAAGGUCCCAUGAGCUGCGGUCGAAGGUGGUGUCCCUGCAGCUCCUGCUGUCCGUGCUGCAGAGUGCAGGCCCCGUGUUCCGCACUCACGAGAUGUUCGUCAAUGCCAUCAAGCAGUACCUCUGUGUGGCCUUGUCCAAGAACGGGGUCUCCUCCGUGCCUGAUGUUUUCGAGCUCUCCUUAGCCAUUUUCCUCACACUUCUGUCCAACUUCAAGAUUCACCUGAAGAUGCAAAUUGAGGUUUUCUUCAGAGAGAUUUUCUUGACUAUCUUAGAGACAUCCUCAAGUUCCUUUGAACACAAGUGGAUGGUCAUUCAGACACUAACCAGGAUCUGUGCAGAUGCCCAGUGUGUAGUGGAUAUCUAUGUGAACUACGAUUGCGACUUGAAUGCUGCUAAUAUUUUUGAACGGCUCGUUAAUGAUCUGUCAAAGAUAGCCCAGGGUAGAAGCGGCCAGGAACUGGGAAUGACGCCACUACAGGAGCUGAGCUUGAGGAAAAAAGGGCUCGAGUGUUUGGUGUCCAUUCUGAAGUGCAUGGUGGAAUGGAGCAAAGACCUGUAUGUCAACCCCAAUCUUCAGACUAACCUGGGCCAGGAGAAGCCCCCGGAGCAGGAGAGUGGGGAGAGCAGGCCCCUGGAAUCGUGUACGCGCCGGGACAGCGUCAGCUCCAUGGACUCCACGGUGUCCUCAGGAAUCGGCAGCGCCAGCACGCAGGCCUCUCUGGCGGACGACCCCGAGCAGUUUGAGGUCAUGAAGCAGCAGAAAGAGAUCAUUGAGCAUGGCAUUGAAUUAUUCAAUAAGAAACCAAAGAGAGGCAUUCAGUAUCUGCAGGAGCAGGGGAUGCUCGGCACGCUGCCCGAGGACAUUGCUCAGUUCCUGCAUCAAGAGGAACGGCUGGAUACAACCCAGGUGGGAGAGUUUCUGGGGGAAAACAUCCGCUUCAACAAGGAGGUGAUGUACUCCUAUGUGGACCAGCUGGAUUUCUGCGGCAAGGACUUCGUCUCAGCGCUCCGGAUAUUCCUGGAGGGCUUCCGGCUGCCUGGAGAAGCACAAAAAAUCGACAGGCUGAUGGAGAAAUUUGCUGCCAGAUAUCUGGAGUGCAAUCAGGGGCAAACCCUGUUUGCAAGCGCGGACACAGCGUAUGUUUUGGCCUAUUCCAUCAUCAUGUUGACCACAGACCUUCACAGUCCUCAGGUGAAAAACAAAAUGACCAAGGAGCAGUACAUCAAGAUGAAUCGAGGGAUCAACGAUAGCAAGGAUCUGCCCGAGGAGAAUCUGUCUGCAAUAUAUGACGAGAUUGCUGGAAAAAAGAUUGCCAUGAAGGAAAGCAAAGAGUAUUCCAUCACGCCCAAAUCCAACAAGCAGAACGUGGCCAGCGAGAAGCAGAGGAGGCUGCUUUACAACCUGGAGAUGGAGCAGAUGGCGAAGACGGCCAAGGCCCUGAUGGAGGCAGUGAGCCAUGCGCAGGCGCCCUUCACCAGUGCCACCCACCUGGAGCACGUCAGGCCCAUGUUCAAGCUCGCCUGGACCCCUCUCCUGGCCGCCUUCAGCAUCGGUCUGCAGGACUGUGACGACCAGGAGGUGGCGUCGCUUUGCCUGGAGGGAAUCCGGUGUGCCGUGAGGAUUGCCUCCAUAUUUGGUAUGCAGCUCGAGAGAGACGCCUACGUUCAGGCUCUGGCUCGUUUUACGCUGCUCACGGCCAGCUCCAGCAUCACCGAGAUGAAACAGAAGAACAUCGACACCAUCAAGACGCUGAUCACUGUGGCGCACACCGACGGGAACUACCUGGGAAACUCCUGGCAUGAGAUCCUGCGGUGCAUCAGCCAGCUGGAACUGGCGCAGCUGAUUGGGACGGGCGUCAAGACCCGCUACAUCUCCGGCAUGGUGCGGGAGAGAGAGGCCAGCAUCAAGGGCUUCCCAUCGGGCUCAGAGGAGUUCAUGCCUUUGGGCCUAGGGAAUCUUGUAGGGGGUCCGGAUAAGAGGCAGAUGGCCAGUAUUCAGGAGUCAGUAGGAGAGACCAGCUCACAGAGUGUAGUUGUGGCUGUGGACAGAAUAUUCACCGGAUCCACGAGACUCGAUGGCAAUGCAAUUGUUGAUUUUGUGCACUGGCUGUGCGCUGUGUCGAUGGACGAGCUGGCCUCCCCGCAUCACCCUCGCAUGUUCAGCCUGCAGAAGAUUGUGGAGAUCUCGUACUACAACAUGAACCGCAUCAGGCUGCAGUGGUCCAGGAUCUGGCAGGUCAUCGGCGAUCAUUUUAAUAAGGUUGGCUGCAACCCGAAUGAGGAUGUGGCCAUCUUCGCCGUGGACUCCCUGAGGCAACUGUCCAUGAAGUUCUUGGAAAAGGGAGAGCUGGCAAACUUCCGCUUCCAAAAGGACUUCCUCCGGCCCUUUGAGCACAUCAUGAAGAAAAACAGGUCUCCUACGAUCCGCGAUAUGGUGAUCAGGUGCAUCGCCCAGAUGGUCAAUUCUCAGGCUGCCAAUAUCCGGUCUGGGUGGAAGAACAUCUUCUCCGUCUUCCACCAGGCUGCCUCUGACCACGACGAGACUAUAGUGGAGCUGGCCUUCCAGACUACUGGACACAUUGUCGUGAGCACCUAUCAGAAGCAUUUUGCCGCAGCGAUUGAUUCAUUCCAGGACGCGGUCAAGUGUCUUUCCGAGUUUGUUUGCAAUGCGGCCUUCCCUGACACCAGCAUGGAGGCCAUACGGCUCAUUCGCCACUGUGCGAAAUACGUUUCGGAGAGGCCGCAGGCCUUGCGUGAAUACACCAGUGACGACAUGAAUGUGGCCCCGGGGGACCGGGUUUGGGUUCGAGGGUGGUUCCCCAUUCUUUUUGAGCUGUCCUGCAUUAUAAACCGCUGCAAGCUGGACGUGCGAACACGGGGCCUGACAGUGAUGUUUGAGAUCAUGAAGAGUUACGGACACACCUUCGAGAAGCACUGGUGGCACGAUCUCUUCAGGAUCGUGUUCAGGAUUUUUGACAACAUGAAGCUUCCUGAGCAGCAGACUGAGAAAACUGAGUGGAUGACUACAACAUGCAACCACGCCCUUUAUGCCAUCUGUGAUGUGUUUACUCAGUUUUAUGACCCUCUAAGCGAUGUCCUGCUCCCAGAUAUUUUUACACAGAUACAGUGGUGUGUCUCACAGGAUAACGAGCAGUUGGCUCGAUCGGGGACAAACUGCCUGGAGAACCUGGUCAUUCUGAAUGGGGAGAAGUUCAGCCCAGAGGUUUGGGAGCACACCUGUCUCUGUAUGCUGGACAUCUUCCACAACACCAGCCCCCAUGUCUUGCUAACGUGGAGACCUGCCAGCCAGGAAGAGGACACUGGAGAGAAACACAUGGAUGUGGAAGUGGACUCUCAUUCUCAAAGCAGCUACGAAAGGAAUCUUUCUGAUAGAGGUCAGAGCCAAAUGUCCAAUGCCAGUGAUGAGACCUGGAAAGGAAAAUCCUAUGCUAAAAUAGCAGACCAGAAGCUGUUUGCUUGGCUGCUCAUCAAGUGUGUGGUGCAGCUGGAGCUCAUUCAGACGAUUGACAACAUCGUCUUCUACCCGGCCACCAGCAAGAAGGAGGAUGCGGACAACAUGACUGCUGCUCAGAGGGAUGCUCUGGAUGAGGGAGCUCCGGAGGAGGUGGGAAGCCAGGGGAUGUACGGAUACAUGUCCUCUCUGCACCUCUUCAAGCUGCUGGACUGCCUGCUGGAAUCCCAUUCUUUCGCCAAGGCGUUCAACUCCAACAACGAGCAGAGGACUGCUCUUUGGAGAGCAGGAUUCAAGGGGAAAUCAAAGCCCAAUCUGUUGAAACAGGAGACCAGCAGCUUGGCCUGCUGUUUGCGCAUUCUGUUCCGAAUGUACAUGGAUGACAAGCUGAAGGAUUCCUGGAGUGCCAUACAGGCGCGACUCCUUCGGGUGUGCAGCGAAGCGCUAGCGUACUUCAUCACCCUGACUUCAGAGAGCCACCGAGAGGCCUGGACCAGCCUACUGCUCCUCCUCCUCACCAAGACACUGAAGCUCACCGAUGACAAGUUCAGAGACCACGCCUCCUGCUACUACCCUUACCUGUGCGAGAUCAUGCAGUUCGACCUGAUCCCCGAGCUCAGAGUGGUUCUGCGGCGCUUCUUCCUGCGGAUCGGGUCCGUCUUUAAGAUCUCCAGCGCCGAGGGGCAGCUUCGGCUGGUGGGGGACACGGAGCCAGGGAGAGUGGCGCCCGCCGCGGGGGUGUAGGGGACACCUGCCUGGAGCCUCCUAUCGAAGGGGUGAGGCGUCUCUGAAGCCCAGACCCAGCUCCCCCCGUACCAAAGUACUCCGCAGCCCGAGACUGAGCAGAAACCCCUUGGAAUGCUCGUAUUAAGUCAAUGAAAAGAAUAAUUUAUUAAUGAUAUUACAACCCAUAUGGCAGCAUUGAUCUUUUUUUUUUUUGUGUGAUACAAAGAUAUAAAAUGUAAAAUAAAAUUCCAAAAUAUUAUUUUCCCUCUUUAUGGAAUACUGUAAAACCUUUAUGCCUGAAAGUUAUGUGUAGUGUGCAGAGAGCUAUUUAAAACCAGUGCCUAUCAUUUUAAAAAUAAUCCCAUCCCGUGGCCCAGUGGAAGUGCAGCACUGCAACUUCAUUGGCAGUUGUUGCUGUCACACACUAUUUUUUCAGUUCUGAAUCUGGGGUCUCCUAGUCUCGCUGUGAAACUGAAUGUCUUGUAUAUUAGAUUCCUCUUGAAUUCCAAAUAAAACAAGUUUUGUCCUGGCGA